Molecule: messenger RNA, 2703 nt
Organism: Mizuhopecten yessoensis (Yesso scallop)
Lineage: Eukaryota; Metazoa; Mollusca; Bivalvia; Pectinida; Pectinidae
Exons: 7
Coding region: 43-1713 (556 amino acids)
Source: RefSeq, a predicted model, not a curated record
GGAAAUUUCACAUCUGAAAUAUGCGAGGAACCUUUAGCUGUAAUGCUGUUUCGAUUCCACAGUUUAGACAUGUUCGGGCCUAUUUCCUGUGACCAUACAAACUACGAAACCCUGCUUCUACGGAAAUGUAUACAGAUGAAAGAGCUAAUGGUUUCUGAUGUCAACGGUUCACGAUCGUACGUGGAAGACGAUCUUGGAGAAGACACUGCAGCCGGUCCGUCACAGCCCAAAGUCAGGCGAGUGGACAGCACAUCUCAACACUGCAAAAACACAGCCGUCCUGUCAGUGAAUCAACAUGCAUUUGUGACUCUGUACCUUUUGGAGAAAAUGUACCCAUAUCCACCCCUCUACCAUUCGAAAGACAUAUGCAUGAUGGUAGAAGCCAUGCUAUGUUUGGGUGAAAUAGAAAGGAAACUGGUAGUAUUCCCCGGUUGUUAUAUAAAUGAUCUGUUUGAUGAGAGAUGGGAUGUGUUUACAUCAGAAAUUCAAGAGAGUAUACGAAACAAAAGUUUCGUUGAACUGUACUCGACAGUUUUCUUAAAACAUUGGAAUGCUUCCGACACAUUCUACAGCAACCGAAACAGGAGCCUUUUGACUCUGCUGACUACAACGGAAGACUUACCGAUAGGCUGGCGGGCACAGUUGUGUGGAAAUGUGGUGUGUUCUGCACUCAAGAUACAAUCUUCUUUGGACUUGUACUCAUCAGUGGCUGAUGUUGACGUUGAUGAUCUCGUUAAAAUGACAGCACUUGUGGCAAAGGUGUAUAUAAAAGACUGCAUCGCCGAGUGCUGUGACACUGUAACUAAGAUUUUGGAGGCCUGUCUCAUCUGUUCUAAUGGAGUGACAUGUCAACGAGUGUUCUGUGUAUUUUGGGAUUACAGAUCCCAUCUGAACUAUAUCAAACACAAUGAACUCAUGUUGCGUCUCCUUCUGAAGCAUCUGCGCUUGCCCAGUUCCAUUUUAUGUCCGGCAAAUGGAGAGAUCCUCGAUGGAAUGUUAACGUUUGCAGGAAAAAUUGGACUUCAAUUCGCAGUUGUUUCUUUUAAAAAUUGGGACAUCCUUUCAGAAACGUUUGAUAUGCAUCAUUUGUCCAUCAUAUUCAACACAGCAUGCCUUGCGUUGAAGCCGCCACUACCCGAUGACGUCCUAGACGCUUUGGUGUCAUAUCUCUGUGCAGCAUUCCACCACGAUCUCGAAUGCAUGGAUGUACUCAAAGCCAUUCCAGAAGGACCAAGACGAAAAAGAGCGCUGGAAUCCGUCUACGUCAACGCCGAUAACUACUCAUGCCAGGCUCUGUUUCAUGUAGCGAGAGCAGCAGAGGAUAACAACAGCAGUAUUCCCUUAUCUGACUGUAACAUUUUAAGUGAUUUGGGACAUCAACUACUGCAGAAGGCAUUUGGGAGAUAUUGUAAUCCGACAAAUGCUGAUAUCUUGCAGGGCCGCUGCCUGCUGACUAGUCAUUGGGUAUUAGACGUCUUGAAUUGGUUCUUCUGUAGAAUCUCGGAGAUCGGGACUGAAGAGCGUGCUGCCGGGGAUCAGUUUCAAACCUUCAUGCACUCAAUAGGAAAUAUCUUCAAAUUUGAAACCCAGCUGUCGUUUCUUUCGCAUAUGCAAAACUCCCCAAGUUUACUGUCCGCCAUCAGGGAGGUCGUGUCAGAAGGAGGUGACAUCAAUAUAAAUCCCUAUUGGUAUACUUGGUUCAGCACAACGUAAUUGACCAUGCACGUUCAUACAUUGCUUUUCUCAUUGGAACAGUUGGUGAAUACAUUAAAUCAACAGAUGACAGUAGAAUAUGUUUUACGUUCAUUGUGAUAAAAUGCACAUUUCCUUCUGUCUCUCUUUGCUUUACGUCUGACUUUUGUUAUUUUAUCAAAAAAACGGUUCAAGAUAGCAAUAAGCAUAUGAAGACGAUAUUUAUGUACAAAAUAACUUAAUUUAUUCAAACUUCAGAAUCAAAUUAUAAAAUAAAUACAAACAAACUCACAGGGGUUAUCAUCCUAAGUAUCAGAACACGACGAACGCGGAGCAUCAUGGCAUAUGUGUUGCCAGCCUAAAGGAUAGAAAACGGUGUGGUUAUAUGUUGUAUAUAUUAAACAAGCAAAAAAUCGUACCUUUAAUACAAAUAUGUUUACUAAUGUGAUUGUCUGAUUCGUAUUUCAGUCAGAGAAAAAUUCUGGUUUUGAAAGGUAUCGGGAUUUUUUAAAAAACCUUUUUGCUUAUCAAAUUAUUAUAAUUCGAGGUAUAGGUAACAUUCAACUGACCUACAACGCAACUUGCAUCUCAACAUUGUCUUCCACUGUUAAAUAUCUGUCAAUGUUUUGUUAAACAUUUUAACAGUCACUUGGAAAUGAAUUGUUACUAUUAACUUCCAUCUGAAUUUAUAUUUUGACACUAUAAUAUGACUUUUAUUUUACGUUUACUGUCUUACUAAUGCUGCUUUACGUUAUUAUAGUUACCGUCAUAUAUUUGUUUCCAAUGAAGUAUGUAUUAUGUUGUUUACGCAGUAGACACGAGUUAUCGCGCUUAGGCAGAUAAAGCGUAAAACAGAAAAAAAUACCGCAACGACGUUUUCUUGCUAUUUUACGUUUAUUUUCUUACUGAUACUACUGUUAUUUAUAGUUACCAAAAACAAGAAAACUCACGUUCACUAGCCUGGUAACUAAAUAGAAAACAUAUACUACAGCGUCACCACACAAAAACAAA